GACGAGGACAUCAUCUCAUCACGCUAACAGCUGAAGCAGAGAGGUGAAGGAGCAGAAGUCUGCUUCACAGACAGUCAGUCAGCCACACGCUGUGGCGCGCAACCGUGCGCUCGGUCACUCACUUCGCUCUCCGUGCGCGCAGAGGCAGCAGCAUCAGCAGCACAGCACACACGCGUAACUGAUGGAGCAGCUAGACGACGAACUGCUCGGCAACUGCGGCGGAAUAACGAGCGAGAGCGAGACCACCAUGAGCCUGGAGGAACCGCGCGCUCUGCCAUGCUGAGCAUCUCCAUCGCGCUCCUGCUGGCUCUGACCGCUCCCUUCCGCUGCGCACACAGCUGGAGCGACGAGGACCUCCUGCUGCCGCCCAUCAACUCCUCCGGGAGACUCCUGGCCAGCCUGGAGGUGGAUGUGGGCUACUCCAAGAGAUCCGUGGAGGAGCCCGAAGCCUCCUCGCAGUGCAACGUGAGCGUGGAGAGGCUCCCCACCAAACUCGUGGCGCGCUGGGACAGCAACUUCGGCUUCCAGUGCGACGUGCUCAUGUACACCACGAACAGCCACGGCAAGGCGUUCUUCUCCGCCGCCUUCAACCGGGCGAUCUCGCCGGUCUACAUCGAGCACCUUGGCGUCACGGGCGGCCAGCAGGAGUUCAGACUGUGCGUGGGAUGCGGUCUGUCCCGGUACCGGAGAUUCCGACGGGGCAGGACAGAGGGUCAGCAGACGGGCGACUCGGUGCACUUCUGCUGCGUGGAUUCAAAUGGGCGACGCCAGACUUUUUUACGCUUUGAUAAUAUUCUUUUGAUAACAUUCUAA
Sinocyclocheilus grahami is the source of this 813-nucleotide messenger RNA. RefSeq names its product transmembrane protein 158-like. The coding region runs from base 277 to 813 and encodes 178 amino acids. The transcript has a single exon. The record is from RefSeq and is a predicted model, not a curated record. Lineage: Eukaryota; Metazoa; Chordata; Actinopteri; Cypriniformes; Cyprinidae.